Messenger RNA from Dendroctonus ponderosae (mountain pine beetle), 1209 nucleotides. Its product is annotated as ribonuclease Oy. Gene Ontology annotation, molecular function: ribonuclease T2 activity; RNA binding. Gene Ontology annotation, biological process: RNA catabolic process. NCBI's taxonomy places the organism in Eukaryota, Metazoa, Arthropoda, Insecta, Coleoptera, Curculionidae. The transcript is spliced from 4 exons. The coding region runs from base 157 to 1029 and encodes 290 amino acids. The record is from RefSeq and is a predicted model, not a curated record. Gene Ontology annotation, cellular component: extracellular region.
CGCUUGAUACGCAACCAUCUGAUAGUGACAGUGCGCCAACCAAUCAAUCCCCGGAAGUCAGCCAUAAAUAAUCUUUUGUUUAUUAAUUCGCUGCGUCUUUGUGGUAUUUGAAACGAUAACCGUUACCGCCGAUGCGCCAUUAAGCCACGUUGCAGAAUGUCCGCCAGUUGGGCCCUGCUGCUGGCCUGCCUGCUCUUCGAAGGGCGGGCGCACACGUCGCCCCAAAGGUUCCCGUCCAGCCCCUACAGCGACUGGGACUAUCUGAUGUUCUCGCAGAGGUGGCCGCAGACCACGUGCAGCGAGUGGGAGGAGGCGAACAGUGCCAACUCCUGCAACCUGCCCAAGGACAGGAACCUGUGGACCAUCCACGGCGUGUGGCCCACGAAGACUGGGCACGAGGGGCCGGUCUUCUGCCCGUCGGCGAUUCACUUCAACCCCGAGGAGCUCACGCCGAUGCUCGCGGAUCUGAGCACCUACUGGAUCAACGUGGAGGCGAACACCAAGCCGAACUCCUUCUGGGCGCACGAGUGGAAGAAGCACGGCACUUGCGCCUCCUCGCUGCCGCUGCUGGACAGCGUGACCAACUACUUCCAGACGGGGCUGAAGCUGAACCGCCAGUACGAGCUGGCGGACAUUCUGGCAAAGGGCGGCGUGUCGCCCAGCAGCACGGGCUACGACGUCGCCCAGUUCUACAACGCCCUGAAGAGCGGCCUGGGCAAGGAGCCCAUCAUCCACUGCGUGCAGGACAAGAAGACCAACAGCAGCUACAUCAGCGAGAUCCGCAUCUGCUUCAACAAGACCUUAGAGAUGAUCGACUGCAACCCCACGAAUCCGGUGCACCGCGCGCGCUUCGGCCUGGAUACCAACUGCAACCAGAAGAAGCUGGUCUGGUACAUCCCGCAGGUGCCGCCCAGCUCGGGGCCCCCCAAAUUUUCCCUGCCGGGGUGGCGGCAAAACAGCGCCGACGAGCGCAGCCGCCUGCUCGGGGUCUACCGGCUGCUGAARCUGAUCCAGUGGAUCACCGUGUAGGCGCGUCCAGCCCCCAUUCAGGAACUUUACAGGGUUUCCCACCAGUCAACUGCCCAAUCAGGAAUAGUCGAAAAACUAGUCGGAGAUAGAGCAAGCAGCGCCCCCCCUAGUCAACUCCCGAGCGACUGUUCAUUGUCCCUACUGUAAAUAAACUGGAUGAAACUUUCCAAUUAGAGAUAA